Helicoverpa armigera (cotton bollworm) is the source of this 2678-nucleotide messenger RNA. RefSeq names its product nuclear pore complex protein Nup107 (gene Nup107). The record is from RefSeq and is a predicted model, not a curated record. Bases 101 to 2629 code for a protein of 842 amino acids. Gene Ontology annotation, molecular function: structural constituent of nuclear pore. Lineage: Eukaryota; Metazoa; Arthropoda; Insecta; Lepidoptera; Noctuidae. Gene Ontology annotation, cellular component: nuclear pore outer ring; nuclear pore. Gene Ontology annotation, biological process: protein import into nucleus; mRNA export from nucleus; post-transcriptional tethering of RNA polymerase II gene DNA at nuclear periphery. The transcript has a single exon.
AGCGAAAUUGGGCCAAACGUCAAAUUUGUUCGGUAAAUGUUAGGCGCGCACAACUGAUGUGAAUUUGUUGGUAUUAUUUCAAAGUUAAAUACUAUUCAAAAUGUCCAAAAGUUUUGAUAGAAGUCUUCAGUUACAUACCUCGCAGUUUACACCUUUGAAGAAUAAAAGAAACAGACAGUUUUUACAGAGAGAAGAUACGUUAAAUCUAUCGCCGAUAUUGAAUGAAACUUCUAUAUUCAAAAACCUCAACGACACUAGUUUAAGGCAAGUUUUAGAUGAAUCCUCGAUAGUAAUAAAUCCUGGGGUCACCAGUGAGGGAUUGAGUGAAGCAUUCUUUGAAAUUAUUCAAACAAGUCGCCCCAGCGAUGUAUUGGACACUCUAGCGAGGUUAGCGCAGGUGUGCUGCGACUCUUUGGAAUUAGUAGAACCAUGGAACAGAUACAAUGCUCAGAACUAUUGGCUGGCUGAGGAGGCAAACACAUGGAAACUGCUGCAUUGUCUUUAUGCUGAUUCUAUUACUGAACAUCCAGAAUCGUUGGACAGUCUCAUCACAGAAACUACACUGUCACAGCAGACUUUGGUAAAUGCUUUGUUUAGGAGUGACUCGGAAUUAAGACUGUUACAACUGCUGGUUGACUGGUUGGAGGCCACUGCAGCUUAUCAAGAAGAAGCCACAAAGACCUCUGCUCCAAUAAUAAGUAACAAUAUACACUGGGGAAAUACUUUACACGAGUUGUUACUUGGAUCAAGCUUGUUUAAUAAAGAAAAGAGCAAAUCUAUGGUGACAUGCAUAGAUCCGGAUGCACCAAGACGUCAGAGGAAACAAAUCCAUUCUGAUGAUCAAAAAGAUGAUAAUGAUUUGUGUAAAAGAAUAUUUACUGAAGUAAGAUGUGGUAAUUUUAAAGAUGCAGUUUCCCUUUGUAUAAGUGCUGGGCAGGCCUGGCGAGGGGCUGUGUUGCAGGGUUGGAUAUUACUUCACUACUUGCCUAAGGAGGAACCUACUUCAGCUUUGGAAAUAACUGGUAAUCCUUCUAGAGAUUUGUGGAAAUGGUGUGCAUUAGGACUAACCAACAACACAGCUGAGAAUAUUCAUUAUAGAGCUACUGUUGGGGUUCUAUGUGGGCAUCUGGCCAGUACCCUGCCUGCUUGCCAAGGCAAUUGGGAAGAUUUGCUUUGGGCUCAUUUGAGAGCACAGAUUGAGACGAGAGUUGAUAAGUUUUUACAUGAACAUCAUGCUACAGUUGAUGCUAAUACCACUCCAUCUGAUGUUCUGGAACUCUUACAAUCAGAGCUGAAGGCUGAAGAAUUAAGUUUACAGCAGAUUUUUAGUGCUGUUAAAGCCUUGAUGGAUGGUAAAAAGGAAUCCUUGUAUCAGACCUGCCAGCGUCAUCUGAUGCUUGGCCAUGUCAGAGCCAUUAUGCAAGAUUCAUUACAGUGGAUUGAAAACAGUGAUGAUAGAUUCAUUCGUUUUCUUGCUCAUCUCAUUUUAGUCCUAAGACAGAUGGGUAAAGACCCUCAACAUGAUAUUGGUGAUCAAAUUUUGGAGAAAUAUGUCACAGAACUUAUUAGCAAAUUAAUUGAUGGGUCCGUAGAAUGUCCAGAACUUAUUGCUUAUUACACUUCAACUGUGCCAAUUGCCAGACAGAUUGUGCUAUAUGCUGAACUGAUGGAUCACAUUCACAAGAGUGAUUACAGAGAGGGAGUUGUCAAAGCAGGACUCAAUGCUGGCAUUGAUGUUGCAGCAUCAGCAAGAGUUGCUAUCAAAAAGGCUAUUACAGACAUUCAACAAGGCUAUGGAAAUUUAGAUUUAACAUUUACUCAAACCACAGCUGUUGAAAAGGAUAAAACUUUGAUUCAGAAAGUUAUAUCAUCCCUUGAAUGGUUAUCUCUUAUAUCGAACCAGUUGGAGGAAGCUCUGUGGCUCAGUAAUGCUAUGAUUAGAACAUUUAUCUUCAUUGGAAAUACAGAUGCAGCUUUAGCUUGUCUCGUAAAUGUAAACAAGAUGUUCCCAGAUUUCUUGAGUAAAAUAUCUCCAAGUUCUGCAGAAUUGAGAGAACAUUUGUGUUUGAAGGCAUACUUAGAAGCCUUGGAAGGAUUUGCUACUUGGUACAGACACUUUAUAAGUGGCCAACCUAAAGACGUAGAACCACUCAUGCCUGAUGCAUCAUUCUCUGACAAAGUGCAUCAUGAGCAGAGGUGUGCUCAAGUGGAACAACAAAAAGCCCGCUGGUUGAAUGCUGUGCAACACCAAGCUAAGCAUUCAAAGAAUUUGUUGUACAAUGUAUUGUUAUUCCCUGGAGGAUGGCUUCAAGACGAAAAUGAUAGCACUACCUCCCAAAAGUUCAGUGAAGAAGAAAAACAAGAGAGAACCAAGCAAUUGGAGACUCUGAGGCGUCUCUGUAUUCCAGAAAUUGUUAUUUUGAUCUUGAAAAUAUUACAGAGCAGUGAAGACAUUGAAAAUCACAAGGAAGCUCUCAAACUCUGUGAUCUUAUUGCUGGAGAGAAUAGAUGUCUCUACAAAGUGUUUACUAAGAGCAAACUAAUGGAAGUUUUGGAGAGAAUUAAGGAAUCAUCAUUACUGCUUAUAGAGAAAGGAAGAGAUAUGUUUGGAUAUGAAAUAACAGAAUAAUGCAUGUAAUUUUUCAUUUUUAAAUAAAUGUUUGUAUUAACAAUAUAAA